Molecule: messenger RNA, 2859 nt
Organism: Xenopus tropicalis (tropical clawed frog)
Lineage: Eukaryota; Metazoa; Chordata; Amphibia; Anura; Pipidae
Gene: zbtb22
Product: zinc finger and BTB domain containing 22
Exons: 2
Coding region: 239-1549 (436 amino acids)
Cellular component (GO): nucleus
Source: RefSeq, a predicted model, not a curated record
AGAUUUGAGGGCGUUUCCAACCGGGCACAGUAGGCUUUUGGCACUAAAAGUGGGUGGGACCUACAUCUUAAAGGAAAGAUUAUUUUCAUCGGUCGACAUUCAAAAGCACUAGGAUUGGUCAGUGCGCCUGCGCGCCUUUAAUGGGUGGGCGGAGCUCGGGCAGGCCUGAGACACUGAGAGUAUUAAAGAGGCAGCAAAAGACAAUUCAGGGGUUUUCCCCUCUUCUGUUUUUUAAACCAUGGAUGCUGCUGGGCCCCUCAUCCAUGUUGACUUUCCAGAUGUAGCAAGUUCCCUCCUUGAGAGCCUAAAUCAACAAAGGAUGGAGGGAAAGCUUUGUGAUGUGUCAAUACAUGCACAGGGCCGUGUCUUUCGUGCUCAUCGUGCUGUGCUCGCUGCUUCCUCCCCAUACUUCCAUGACCAAGUAUUGUUAAAAGGCAUGAGUUCUGUUUCUUUGCCAGGAGUUGUGGAUCCAGGAGCAUUUGAAGCUGUACUGUGUGCUGCUUAUACUGGACGUCUGACCAUGUUAGCUGAUGAAAUUGUGAACUACUUGACUGUGGGCAGUGUUCUUCAAAUGUGGCAUGUAGUUGAUAAAUGUUCAGAGCUGCUGAAAGAAUCUCGAGGAGGUAACAGCUGUGGCAUUGUAGAAGGAGCAGGUAGCACUACUGGUCCUACUCCUCAGCGUCCUCACUCAGGCAGGGCAAGUGAGAAUCAGUCUCCAAGCAGUAGUAAUUAUUUCAGUCCACGGGAGGCUCCUUCAGAACCCUGUGUGGAGAGGGGUAGGAGGAGAAGUGAAGUGGUUAGUGAUGGAGCAGAAGAAGCUGUUGGAGAACCUGAGCAAGGAGGCGGGGAGGCUUCAGUUGCAAGCUGUUCUAGUUACAGGCGACCUAGCAUAGUGCCACAAAGACACUGGGUGUAUGUGAAAAAAGAGCGUCCUCACCAAGGUUUGCUAUUGACUUGUGAAGGAGAAGAGGAAGAAGAUGAUGAGCUUGAGGAAGAUGAAGAGGAAGAGCAACUAAGCAUAAGUGAUGUCCGCACCCUAAAUGCACCUGAGGAGCAAGUGAACUUUUGUGAACCAUCUGAUGGUAUGCCAUAUGAGGAGGGAGCAGGUGGGUCAGGUUAUCCACAGGGUCCUCCUCUUCUUCCCUUGGAUAUGCAAGGAAACCAGCUACUUGUUUUGCCCUCAGGGCAUGGGGCUGCAGGACAAGGAGGUUCCGGAACAAGCCCUGGAGGAGAGGGUGGGAAGAUAUUUCUUUGCCACUGUGGAAAGGCAUUUUCCCAUAAAAGCAUGCGUGAUCGCCAUGUCAACAUGCACCUUAAUUUGCGUCCAUUCGACUGUCCUGUUUGUGGGAAGAAGUUCAAGAUGAAACACCACCUGACAGAACACAUGAAGACACACACAGGUGUAAAGCCAUAUGAGUGUGAAGUGUGCGCAAAGAAAUUUAUGUGGAGGGACAGCUUCAUGAGGCAUCGUGGCCACUGUGAAAGGAGGCACAGGGCCACUGCAGGGGGAGGUAUAAUCCAAGGGCUAAAGGAUGAUCCUGCUGUGUGAGCUGGAAAGAGAGGAGUCAUAUGGAGAAAUGGGGCAGAAAAGACUUCUGCUGCCUGAGAUGAAGCAGUGGGAGAAGGAAAAGCAGUAGCUUAGUUCGAGAGAAAACAGUGGAAAGGAAAAAGGCCAGCAAGAAAACACAAAGUGGUUGCAAGGGUUGGGGUAAGGAAAGUCUAAUGAUUACAGGCAGAAAUUUUCAUGGGGAGAAAGAGAUAAGCAUCAGUAUUUACUUUUCUCUUCCUUGUUUUGACCUUACAUAUACAAAAUUGAAUAAUAUAGGCAUCUAUAGAAGAGGCUUGGCUUCCAUGAAAAUUCUCCAACUGCUGUAGAUAAAGAAGACACAAUAACACAAUUUUUUAGCCUCUCCGCAUAUUAAGGUAAGAUAACAUGUAUAUUAAGUGGCUAAAAACAACUAUCAAUGUUUUACCAAGUUUUAAAUCAGAUAAAAUAGGAGCCAUAUAUUUGGCCACUAUAAAAAAUAAGAAAUCUUACAUAAAAAUCUAAACUGGAUAUUAAUAUUAUUUUUUUUUUCUUACAACUAUUGCAUCUGAUUAAAACAAAGAGAAUAACAUACAUCAAAUAUGCAGACACACAUUCACAGUCCCAGAAAUUAGGAUUAUCUGAAAGAUAUCAGAAAUCUAUCAGCAAAACAAUGCUUUUGUGUGGGUAAUUUGGGUAAUUUAGAUAUUGGUCAGUGUAUCUCCAGUCUCCUGCUGCCUUUCAUAUUCUCCCUCUGCUCAGAGAUUAACUCUAAUUCUGUGGUACUUUUCUCCAACAAGCAAAGAUUGCUAAGCACUGUUUCCUCUACAGGCCUCAGAAUUUCAUCUCCACGUGGACACAAACUCUUUCUCUCUUUGACUUUGACUCUAGUACCUUGGAGUAUUUUUCCUCCCUAAUGAUGCAUUGAGAACUUGAAAUCUGUUGUCCUUUAAAGGGCAGACUACACUAUACAUUUCUUUCUCUUACUGUAUGUGUAUUUAAGAAACAUAAGCUUCCUCCUGUUUAAGAAAGGGCAAUAGGGUACCUAUAGAGGGUUGUUGGGAUUGCACAACUGUUGUACAUUUUAGGUGUAUAAACAGGGGACUAUAAUUGUGUGCACACUACACCUACCCAUACUUCAUUGUGCUUGUCUGUCUUCUUAUGUACCUAUCUGCACUUGCAUGUACAUGGGUUCCAUCAUUCUUCACACCUGUCUACUCACUUACAUAGGAUGUAGGUAAUUUGCAUACGCACCAGUCUGUAUGGUUUCUGAAAUGUAUUUAGAAUGCAUUCAUUCUACUUUGUUCGAAAGAUAAAAAGGUAAUGCACUUAAA